Molecule: messenger RNA, 2610 nt
Organism: Trypanosoma cruzi
Lineage: Eukaryota; Euglenozoa; Kinetoplastea; Trypanosomatida; Trypanosomatidae
Exons: 1
Coding region: 1-2610 (869 amino acids)
Source: RefSeq, a predicted model, not a curated record
AUGUGUGGUAUAUGCUGCACCCUGCGUUUGCACGGGCGGCGGGGCCUCCAGGACUUGGUGGUUUGCAAUGAGGGCGUUGUCGAGCGUGCAGCGCUUUACCAGUCGGUGCGACGUCGUGGUCCGGAUGCAUUUGCGUCGCUGCAACUUGAAAUUGCCCCUGGCGUGCAUGUCGAGGCGGCAAGCGCUGUUCUUUGUUUACGCGGUGUGGGUGGCGGUGGCGCCAUUGUCGCUGAGGGUUGCAGUGGCAAAAACCAAGGAAUACCGCAGCCGGCGAUGGCGGCACGUGACUGUUUCUGUUCACAUGCACCAUCAUGUCUGUCGUUUCUUGAGUGGAAUGGAGAAGUAUUUGGUGGGGCACUAUACUUGUCUCCGGGAGUCUCAGACACAACUGUUGUUCUUGACCGUCUGCAUCAGCUGGAACACGGAUUCACGGCAGAACUGUGCGAUGGAACCAACGGUGCGGAUGGAGUUUGUGGUGCCGCAGCUCUGGCCACAGCCCAGGCCUCUUUUGCGGAAGCAUGUGUGCAUUUCUUUGAAACUGACAUUGAGGGGCCGUACGCCUUUGUGUACUACGCCCACUCCCUGCAGUUAUUUCUGUUUGGCCGGGAUCCACUUGGGCGACGCUCCCUUCUUUUGCAUGUGGCCUCGACAUUUCCAGAAAAGGGAGAGGGAGACGAGAACGGCGCCUCCGAAACCCAUUCCGUGGAAGUGACGAUAUCCUCAGUGGCGGAAGGACACUUUGAUGCAAGCUGCAUGGUGGUAAAAUCCGCGGGAAGAGGCAAUAAACGCAGGAGAUGUGAGUGUCGUGGCCAAUCCGAUGUGAGUGAUGAGAAUAACCAUAGCGAUGAUGACCGUGCCGAGUCCUUCGUGGCUUUUCCUUCUUCCAGUUGCAGCUGCUGGCAGGAGAUCCCCAACACGGGUCUCUUCGCCAUUAGUGUGGCAGCGCCCCAACAGAAUUCUCUGGUUUCCCAUCACCCCUGGACGGUCGAUCACGGUAUACAUCCAUUACUGCGAUUUCAAUCUUGGCUGCAGCCCUCUUCGGCGACAGGAAGAUUGAGAAUGAAAGAUGAAGAAACUGCUGAGGAUGAGUACCCUGCGAUUAUUCGAUGCCUUUUGCGGGAGAGUGGUAAGCUUUCCUUCACUUCGUUGAAGGAAUUCUUGGAUUUCGAUCUCAAGAUGGCUGCACGCUAUCUUUGUGCUCUUUGGAGAGCUGUGGAGGUGCGUGUGAAGGCCGAAAACUGCGGUGAUGAUCCCACUCAUCCAAUUGGAGUGUUGUUUUCUGGGGGUAUUGACUGCACCGUGCUAGCUGCCAUUGCACACUACGUUCUACCCGUCACCACCCCUAUUGAGCUAAUCAACGUGGCUUUUGGAGAUGUUCCAGAGCUCGCGCCCGAUCGAGUGGCCACGUUUAGGGCUUUUGAGCAGCUGCUACGAUUGCCAACACGUUUGAAGGAAGAAAAUCACGAGAUAUUUUGCGCCAAUGGCAGGGAAUGGCGUCUUGUGCUUGUGGAUGUUCCUCAUAACGCCAACUUGUCUCACGUUCAGAGCCUAGUGUGCCCGGGAUCCUCUGUCAUUGACAUGAGUAUCGGUACUGCACUAUGGCACGCUGCCCAGGGUUGUGGCCGAGUGCAGCGUGUCCGUGCCGAAGAGGAAAUGGUGUCUCGAAUGCGUUCAAAAAAUUCUUUGUGCGGUCGCCACAAAUUCUACCGAGUGUCAACGGAGGAGAAAAAGCCCUGCGAAUUGGAACGAAUUAUCCCUACAUGCGGGGACGCCGCAGAUGAGAAAAAAUUUGUCCCGUUGAUUGAGGCUAUCAUCUCAGAAUUGGAGGCGUUUAAUGAGGAACCGUCAUCUCCCGUGCUGUUGUCAACCUUGGGAAAAGAUCACAGGACGACACUGCGUCCCGUGCUGACGAAAUACGGGUACAAGAAACUGGGACCGUAUCUCAACGACGCGUCCGCGGCUGGUUUGAUUGCCUUUGCUGGGCGUGACGAGGCUCCGUCCAAAGCCGUGCGCCUGGUGAGGCCAGCAGAAAUGGGGAAGGUGCAGCGAGUGGUUCCUGCAAAGUGGCUGGUUAGCGAUUGUGAUUUUUCUCCCUUAGGGUCAUGCGCGGAUAAAUACACUUGCGAGGCUCGUGUUUUGCUCCUUGGGAUGGGGGCGGAUGAGACGCUUGGCGGGUACACUCGUCACCGUCGUGCCUUCGAGCGCCAUGGAGUAAAGGGCUUGGUGGAGGAGCUUGGCCGCGAUUUUGCAAGACUGUGGAAACGGAACUUGGGGCGUGAUGAUCGCGUGGUGUGCGAUAGCGGGAGGGAGGGCCGGUAUCCCUACUUGGACGAGGGAGUGCUUGCAACACUUGCUUCAAUAGCGGCAGAGGCCUACCGAUGCGCCAUCGAUACGACACACAGGACGACCGCUAUUGCCGUGGAUGAAGAUAGGGCGCUGCAAGAGGCACUCGCGCCCGCGUGUUGUUUCACUGCUGAAGACGGUGCGCCCGGUGUGGGUGACAAGAAGAUCCUGCGGCAGUGUGCGUCCAUUUUGGGACUUGGCGAUGUAGUGCGGCUACAGAAGCGUGCAAUUCAGUUUGGUUCCCGUGUCGCACAGGCCCCUUCUUGA